Molecule: messenger RNA, 1521 nt
Organism: Magnusiomyces paraingens
Lineage: Eukaryota; Fungi; Ascomycota; Dipodascomycetes; Dipodascales; Dipodascaceae
Exons: 2
Coding region: 1-1521 (506 amino acids)
Biological process (GO): transcription elongation by RNA polymerase II; positive regulation of transcription elongation by RNA polymerase II
Cellular component (GO): nucleus; Cdc73/Paf1 complex
Molecular function (GO): RNA polymerase II C-terminal domain phosphoserine binding
Source: RefSeq, a predicted model, not a curated record
AUGUCUGAAGAACAGCGCGGAUCACAGCACCGCAAGAAAAUCAUGAUGGACUCUGAAGAAGAAGAAGAAGAAGAAGAACAGCAACAACAGUCACAAACAUAUGCAGGUGCAGGCGAACCUUUCAAUGCUGAUGAUUGGGAGGAAGAAGAACGUCCAGACAAUGCUGAUGAACUCGAAAACGAGACCGGCGACAAUAAUGAAGACAAUGAUGGCAACGACGACGACUUGUUUGGAGAUGGUGAUGAAGACAAUGAAGACAAUGAAGAAGAAGAACAAGAAGAACAAGAGGUAGAAAAACCUACAGAAAGACGGGAAGCUGCCAGCGAAGAAGAGGAAGAGGAAGAAGAUGAAGAAGACGAAGAAAGAAAAGCAAAUGAAAGCUACUACGACGAAGAUCGAUAUGAUGAAGAUGAUGAAGAAAUUGAACAACGACAUAUGGAAAUCACAGUCCCCCGGUACCCCUCGUCACACAUUCCUGAUAAAGACACGUACUUUGUACGCAUGCCAACUUUCCUUACAGUCGAGGCACAUGCUUUUGACUCAAGCGCGUUUCUGCGGGAUGCUGAAGUGCGUGCACAGCAAGAUGAACAAGAUGGGCUAGGAGUCGAGGGUGCAGCUGAGCGCUCACGCGCGUUCCGACUCCAAAAUGAAAACACCAUUCGCUGGAAAUUUGCGCGUGACCAGGAAACUGGCCAAAUGAUUAAACAAUCUAAUGCACGGUUCAUUCGGUGGUCGGAUGGAUCUCUUUCGCUACAACUGGGUGCAGAAAUGUUUGAGGUCGAGGUCAAGGAUAACCCAGACACGUUUUUGACCAUGUCACAUCCUCAACAAGAGAUUUUGCAAACCACCUCAUUGCUUAACAAGUCAAUGACCUUCAUUCCAUACUCUACUUCAUCCAACACACAUAUCCGGUUGACUGAAGAACUGAAGCGCCACAGUAACCGCAGUAACACGGUGGGGAAUAUUGCAACAACAGACGACCCAGAAAAACUAAAACUUGCCGCGCUCAGGGCUGAAGAAAUGAACCUCAAGGCUCGCCGUAAGCUUGAACAAAAACGGCGGCAAUUGGAAGCGCGCGAGGGUUAUGGCGAUUCCAUGGGUGCUGGAUCGCAGCGUCGUGGUGCUGGAGGAAGCAGUGCAUACGACGGUGCAAUUUCAAGUGCUGGUAGUGGUGGCGGUGCUGGGUCGUCGCGAUAUGACAAAUACGAAGAUGAUGACGGAUUUGUUGUACAGGAUGAAGAUGAAGAUGAGGAGAUGGAUGAGCAACGACGGGCUAGUCGUCUUAAAGACUUGAAACGUCAAGGUGCAGCUAAGUACCGCAAGAAGCGGGAUUACGAUGACGAUGAGGAAGACGAGGAAGGGGAAGAAGAAGAGGAGUUUGAGGACGGAUUACCUGAUUCUGAAGAAGAAGAAGAGGCCCAGUUUACAGACGAAGAAGAAAGGGCAGAAAGACGCCAAGCGCGUAGUGGAAGCAACAAGAAACGUCGGGUGAUUGAGGAUGAUGAUGAGGACGAAGAGUAA